Peniophora sp. CBMAI 1063 is the source of this 2868-nucleotide messenger RNA. NCBI's taxonomy places the organism in Eukaryota, Fungi, Basidiomycota, Agaricomycetes, Russulales, Peniophoraceae. The record is from the annotation of a GenBank genome assembly.
AUGGAGUCCACCACGAAGGCCGACAAUAACACCGGGACCUCGAAGGCGAAGUCGAAGCCGAAGGCAAAGGCGAAGGCGAAGUCGAAGUCGAAGGCGAAGUCGGGAGGAAAGGUGGACGGGCGCGGGCGGCCGAAGAAGGUGAAGGGGAGGCAAUUGGUUGAUGUCCAAGCCCAAGUGCCGGUGUACAUCGAGCAGCGUAACAACAACGACAUAAAGGGCAUCAGCAAGACGUUUCGCACGGUUUCGUUGGGUCUUUGCAAUACGUACGGCUGGGAGGAUCCACUCAAACCGAUUGCGGUCGACGAUGAGACCUUCACACCCGCAAACGAGCAGAAGGAGUUUUCGGAGAACGACGUGUCGCGCGCGAUGAAUCGGGACCAGGCGGUAGAUCCCGACGCCGACGACGCCACUCUGGCCAUGGUUUACAAGGCGGUCAAGAAUGUGUUCCAUCAGGAGUACAAGAAAGCGCACGCACACGACGUCGACGAGGAUUGGGAGGAAGAGCGGUUUGACGCGGCGGAAUGGCUAAAGCUCUUGGCGAAAAGGCCGGAGAAGAAGAGCGAGCUGCCUUUCUUCUUCGAGUACAUGACGCCGGAGAUGAACGCCGAAGUUGACGAGCAUAUGAAUGCGGCGAAUGCUCUGGCCAAGGCGUCGGGCGGGAACGCGGGCGGGAAGGGCGGGUACAAGAACGCCGUCGCGGCCAAGUACUUCAAGGAGGCGCCGGAAGAGAUCAAGAGGAAGGUACAGGCCGCGCGCGAUGCUCAAUACGACGAGGACAUGAAGGAAUGGUCGGCACGUGUGGACUUGAAGCCGAGAAGCCCGGAGGAGGCCCGCAGGUGGAUGCGCGACCUCGAACCCGUGCUCAAGCAGCUGGCUGGGGCUGUGGCGGAGCUUACGUCGGGCAUGUGUCUAUGGGUUGUUACUGCGCCAAACGACAUUAUCGGAGUGGAGGGUGUUGUCAACUUACCUGGGCGCGCGGUCAUCCCUUAUAGCAAGAUCGACAGCAGGCUGGUUAAAGGUUUGGGCUCUGGCAUGUCGAAUCAGACCACGACGUUGAAUGCGGUCAAAUGGGGGACAGGCGCUGGCGACGGACAUUGGGAGGCGGCGUUGAAGGAUCUGCUUGUACUUGAGGAUGGUGCCAAGGUGGAGGACGUGGACGUGGACGUGGACGUGGAAGGCGCUGAAAGCGACGCCGGAGAACCAGACCUGUGGCCAAACGAGGUGAGGGUCGCUCCGCGCAAACCGGCUGAAGGCGACGGCGCUGCUGUGCGCGCUGGAAGCACUUCCACGAUACCCGCGUCUACAGCACAGGACGCGAAGAAUGACGGCGUGGCAAUCGACCCGGAGCUUGCUGCAGCGAGCGCCAUCAGGGCCGGGCGGGGUGCGUACGACGAAUCGGCGUCUGCGAUGUCCGCGAUGUCCGCAUCUCAUGCAUCCAUCACGUCGAACGCGUCAAGAGGCGACGGUUCUGAUGGGCAACCGUCCCCGCCGGCGUCCGCACCAGCGUCCCCCACAGCGUCCCCACCACCACAGCCUAUUGCAUUGCAAAGUUUCGCGGGAUCCUCAACGCUUGCCGCCACGGCACCCUUCCCCGACGGGCAAAAUGAUCCUGUCGACGCGCCGCGGGACAGGGUCGUUGAGCCGGAUGCAACAGACGACCAACGGGGGCCAAAAGUAGCAGCAAUUGAACCCGGCGGGAUGGGAAGCGCGGCUGGCGCGGCCGAAACGACGAAGCGCGGGGUUGUUGGAGGAGGUCAAGAGACGGGCACGGGCGCUGUACCACGAACCGCCGCUGAGCCCACCAAGGCGCCCGUCAAGCCUAAACCUCGCGCGCUGCCUCCCAAGCAGCGCCACGCAAGCAAGGAGGUCGACGCGGCCAGUAGCGCGCCGGAUAAGGGUAAGGUCGUCGCGGACGAGAUAGAGCCGCUCUUGACGAAGGCCUCGUACCAGCGCAGUAAAGCUGCGGACUCUACCAACCAAUCGGAGGUCGUUGGAGGGACGGCAGAUACGACGUCCAAUGCCGACAAGCGCGACAGUGCGACUGAGGGAGGGGCAGGCGAAGUAUCCUCUGCAGGCGCCACCAUACCGUUGAGUGACUCGGUGACUUUUGCUUUCGCCCCGAGUAGGACUGCACCAGGGUCUAUUGAUACGAAGGCUUAUGAGAAAGAGUGUCGCGAGGCGACGGGGGUGUUGGAGUUGAGGAAAGGGAAGGGAUGGUAUGCAGCGACUGGCAUGGGUCUGUUCCUAAAGGCCGUGCCGACGAAGUUCAUGAGGCAGUUGGUUCCACUCGGAUGCGAUGUCGCGCGGAGCUUCUGGACGUUCGAAAUGAGCAACGUGGCGCCAGGCAACCUCAAAAUGGAGCAGGAUGACGGCGGCGAGACCUUGCCCGCUUAUACUGUGGAUCUGCUCCGCAAAUGUAUGAGCGGUAAGUUAACGAAGCCUAUGUGGGCCAAGAGGACGCUACCAGACGAGGCACGUAAAUCGGCGGCUCUGGACGCCAACAUCGACGUAUCUUUCGUGCGCCAAUGGGUUCUGCUUCAACCGCCUUCUCGACGGAACGGGAAUCAUGGGCUGAGCAGAUUGGCUGAUGAGGGGAUGGAAUGGGAGGGCCGUCUGCCUGGAGGAGUCGCGGGCGUCAGAGUGCUUGUCGUGACGUUAUUAUGUUGGGGGGCGAAUAUCACCACCAUGGCGGAAGCAAAGAUUUGGGAGCGUGUGGCGUUGGACUUCAUCGAGGUGCUCAACGUGCUGCAGAAUCUCGCUGGGGCGUACGAGGAAAGCGUUGCUGAUUCGACGCCGGAUGGGCGUCCAAAGCGAGAGUCGAAACCAACCGAGAAGAUCGUGCAGACGCAGGGGAAGAAGGGCCAGUAG